GUUUUAUUCCAACACUUUCUAACGAAACGCGUUGAUUAAUCAAACCAACGACAAGCUUAUAGCUACGAAAAUCGAAGAUGAACAGAGGUGGACAGUGGUGGGUUAGAGGCAAGUGUUUGAAACUAUGUUUCUCAAAUGUCUGGGCUUCAGCUGUUCCAAGAACACAUCUCAGAGAAAUUAUCCAACAAUUAUAGAAGAGUUGAGCCUUCAAUUUUCUCUCUCCCAUCUUACCAAAUCAACCAACAACUUUGAUCCAAAAAGGGUAGUUGGACGUGAUUCAUUUUGGGAAGUAUAUGAAGCUUCUCUCCAACAUAGACACGGCUCUCCUUAUACACUCACAAUAAAAAGAUUUAAUGUAAAAUACAAUGGCAACUUCAAGAAUGAAAUAGAGUUGCUCUGCCAGCUUCGUCACCCUAAUAUCGUCUCUCUUGUAGGAUUCUGCAACCACAAGAAAGAGAAAAUUAUUGUGUACGAAUACCUGUCCAAUGAAUCUCUAGAUCGACAACUUGAAAGAGGGGAACUUUCGUGGAAGAAAAGACUAGAGAUUUGCAUAGGAGCAGCACGUGGACUGCACUAUCUUCACGCUGGAGCCAAGCGCACCAUCAUUCAUCGCGACAUCAAACCUAGCAACAUUCUUUUGGAUGCAAACAUGGAGCCAAAGAUUUCAGGUUUUGAUCUUAGCGUACAGGGACAGCGUUUUAUGUCAAAGCCAAAGCCAAUUAAAGUAGAUUCUGUUGCGGGUACUAUUGGCUACGUGGCUGCGGAGCAAUUUAUGAACCUGACCAUCACAGAUAAAACCGAUGUUUAUUCAUUUGGUAUGGUUCUAUUCGAAGUUGUGAGUGGAAAGACAUAUAUGAGUUUAAUAGAAGAAGAGGAAAAGUUUGAAAUGCCGGUUGAAGAGAAAGUUGAUCCGAAAAUCAAAGGAAAGAUUACACCUGAGUCUUGGCAAGUCUUUAUAGAUAUCGUGCAAGGAUGCUUGAAAUACGAAGCAGAUGAGCGACCAACAAUGGGUGAGGUAGAGGUGCAACUUGAGCAUGCUCUGUUGUUGCAGGAACAAGCAGAUAUCACAAACAUCCAUGGUGAUUAUGUUUUAUUGUCUAAAACCAUUAUUAACCUAAAGGCUAGUUAGAAGAUGAAGAUAUCGGUAUAACAGAGGACAGUGACUAAGAAGACAUGUUUCAUAGUUAAUUUUGUGAGCUCAAAUAAAGGCUUUUAGCUUUUUCAGACAAACAAAGCUGUUAUCUUAACUUUUGCAAUAAUUCAGUUCAAUUAUGAUAUCUCUAGCUUUUGUACCAAUCAUGGUUCAAGCAUUUUGAUGAAUGCUGAAGUAUAUAAAUCUGAAGAGUGAAGAAA
This is a messenger RNA of Vigna angularis (adzuki bean), 1353 nucleotides long. Its product is annotated as receptor-like protein kinase ANXUR2. Bases 125 to 1129 code for a protein of 334 amino acids. The record is from RefSeq and is a predicted model, not a curated record. Gene Ontology annotation, molecular function: ATP binding; transmembrane receptor protein tyrosine kinase activity. Lineage: Eukaryota; Viridiplantae; Streptophyta; Magnoliopsida; Fabales; Fabaceae. Gene Ontology annotation, biological process: protein autophosphorylation. Gene Ontology annotation, cellular component: plasmodesma; plasma membrane. The transcript has 2 exons.